Papilio xuthus (Asian swallowtail) is the source of this 894-nucleotide messenger RNA. The record is from RefSeq and is a predicted model, not a curated record. NCBI's taxonomy places the organism in Eukaryota, Metazoa, Arthropoda, Insecta, Lepidoptera, Papilionidae.
UAUCCGUUUAGAAGAUAUAAGGCAGUUAUUCUUAACGCCCGUUGCAGUACUGAAACUACUGUUAAUUGAUCCACACAAUUACAUUUAUCAUAACAAAUAUGAUUUUGAAAACAUCUUCUGGCAUUUUGUUGUGUAUCUUGUGCAGUUUAUUCGGUGUAACAUAUUCGAGACUUGCACCUGAUUACAUUCGACCUUGUAAUGAUACAAAUAGCGAAUGCUUAAUAAAAGCAACACAGGAUGCGAUUCCAGAGUUUGUCAAAGGACUUCCACAUCUAGGCGUACCUCCGUUGGACCCAUUUACAAUAGACAAACUGUCUAUCCCGCUCAGCGGUCUCAAGGUCACGUUUUACCAAGGAAAAGUUAGUGGCUUCAGAAAAUGCAUUGUCGAUAAUGUUAUAUCUGAGCUUGAGAAACGUCACUUUGUUUUAGAGUUCCACUGUAACUUGACCAUCAAAGGAGGUUACGACGCCGUAGGAAAGGUGCUUUUGUUUCCCAUUAACGGCGAGGGAGAUGCCAAGAUUAAAUUAACAAACCUCAAAAUGAAAUUGGACAUAAACACAAAGUAUAUAAAAGACGACAAAGGUGUUAAUCAUUUCGCUAUCAAAAGCUACAAAUAUACAUUUGAUUAUGGAGACAAAGUAACAUUUGAUUUACAAAAUCUUUUCAAGGAAAGCAAAGAAUUAAGUAACACAGUGCUGUCAUUCCUUAAUGAAAAUUGGCGGACCGUGUCCGAAGAGUUCGGUAAACCGAUAGUAGACUACGCUGUAGAGUUAGCGUUAAAGACAAUAGAAAAGUUCUUCCUGGUCGUUCCCUACGAAGAACUUAUUAACGUUCCUAUACCUACAUAAGUAUUUGUAUGUUAUUUAGUUUUAGAAUAAAUCCGUCUAUUUUAAA